AUGCCACUAACUAUCAUCGGAGCGCCCAGUUUCUUCACGGAUCCCGUCGAGUUCCUCGGAUUUCUCGGCUCUUUCGUCGUCCCCUGGUCUGCAAAAGAUCCAGGAUGGGGUCGCACAUACGAUGUGGUUCCAGAAGAAGAGUGA
Molecule: messenger RNA, 144 nt
Organism: Fibroporia radiculosa
Lineage: Eukaryota; Fungi; Basidiomycota; Agaricomycetes; Polyporales; Fibroporiaceae
Exons: 2
Coding region: 1-144 (47 amino acids)
Source: RefSeq, a predicted model, not a curated record